Molecule: messenger RNA, 465 nt
Organism: Vicia faba (fava bean)
Lineage: Eukaryota; Viridiplantae; Streptophyta; Magnoliopsida; Fabales; Fabaceae
Source: the annotation of a GenBank genome assembly
AUGUCUCAAAGAUGGAUGAAAGAUCACACAAGGAUCACACAAGAAUUAGCGGCCGUGAACCUCUUCCCUUCUUCGCCGUACACGCAGCGCCGUCGUUCUCGUUCUUCCGUGGGCAUACAGCGCGUAACUGUCUCCAUCGUUAUCUCAUCAUCCGUCCGUUCUUCAUUUCCUUCUCAAAACAACGGUGCGACUUCUCUCCACGGCAGCUCUUCUUCUUUGCUACAACUCAAAUCAAACUUCUUCGUCUCCGCUUCAACCUUCCCGGCGCAAUUCUGCUUCAGCGCACCAGAUUCCGCCAUUCGCGAACCGUCUUCGGUCGCGGCUUCCACGUGCCUCCGUUCGUCCGCUCAGCCUUCGACUCAUCUCCUUUGCGUUUCAGAUGAAUGUAGGUUUGUUGAUGGUUUGUGCGUUGAAGAUGAUGCAAAUUCGGUUCUCAAGUUUCAGAGAGAAAGAAUUUUUAGUUGA